Drechmeria coniospora is the source of this 1191-nucleotide messenger RNA. RefSeq names its product s-adenosylmethionine synthetase. Gene Ontology annotation, cellular component: cytosol. Gene Ontology annotation, molecular function: methionine adenosyltransferase activity; ATP binding. The record is from RefSeq and is a predicted model, not a curated record. The transcript is spliced from 3 exons. Gene Ontology annotation, biological process: S-adenosylmethionine biosynthetic process. The coding region runs from base 1 to 1191 and encodes 396 amino acids. Lineage: Eukaryota; Fungi; Ascomycota; Sordariomycetes; Hypocreales; Ophiocordycipitaceae.
AUGACCACCAACAGCAUCAACGGCGUCAAUGGCGCGAAGCCCCAGGGCACCUUCCUCUUCACCUCCGAGUCCGUCGGUGAGGGCCACCCCGACAAGAUCGCCGAUCAGGUCUCGGAUGCCAUCCUCGACGCCUGCCUGGCCGAGGAUCCCCUCUCCAAGGUCGCCUGCGAGACGGCGACCAAGACGGGCAUGAUCAUGGUCUUUGGCGAGAUCACGACCAAGGCCAAGCUCGACUACCAGAAGAUUGUCCGCGACGCCAUCAAGGACAUUGGCUACGACGACUCGGCCAAGGGCUUCGACUACAAGACGUGCAACCUGCUCGUCGCCAUCGAGCAGCAGUCCCCCGACAUCGCCCAGGGCCUGCACUACGAGGAGGCGCUCGAGAGGCUCGGCGCCGGCGACCAGGGCAUCAUGUUCGGCUACGCCACGGACGAGACGCCCGAGCUCUUCCCCCUCACGCUCCUCUUCGCCCACAAGCUCAACGCGGCCAUGUCGGCGGCCCGCCGGGACGGCUCCCUGCCCUGGCUGCGUCCGGACACGAAGACGCAGGUGACGAUCGAGUACAAGCACGACAACGGCGCCGUCGUGCCCCUGCGCGUCGACACGGUGGUGGUGUCGGCCCAGCACUCGCCCGACAUCACGACGGAGGAGCUGCGGAAGCAAAUCAAGGAGAAGAUCAUCCAAAAGGUCAUCCCCGCCAAGUACCUCGACGACCGGACCAUCUACCACAUCCAGCCCUCUGGCCUCUUCAUCAUCGGCGGCCCCCAGGGCGACGCCGGCCUCACGGGUCGCAAGAUCAUCGUUGACACGUACGGCGGCUGGGGUGCCCACGGUGGCGGUGCCUUUUCGGGCAAGGACUUUUCCAAGGUUGACCGGUCGGCGGCCUACGUCGCUCGGUGGAUCGCCAAGUCGCUCGUGGCGGCCGGUCUCGCCCGCCGGGCGCUCGUGCAGCUCUCGUAUGCCAUCGGCGUCGCCGAGCCGCUGUCCAUCUUUGUCGAGACGUACGGCACCUCGUCCAAGUCGUCGGACGAGCUGGUCAAGAUUGUGCGCAACAACUUUGACCUGCGGCCCGGCGUCAUCGUCCGGGCCCUCAACCUCGACCGGCCCAUCUACCUGCAGACGGCCAAGAACGGCCACUUUGGCACGAACCAGUCCUUCAGCUGGGAGCAGGCCAAGAAGCUCCAGUUCUAA